GUUACUCAAAAGCGUGCUAUGAGUUGGUGUCAAUCGAAAGGAAAUGUUCCGUAUUUUGAAACAAGUGCAAAGGAGGCUAUCAAUGUUGAACAAGCAUUCCAAACUAUCGCCAAGAAUGCAUUGCAACAAGAGACUGAUCUAGAACUUUACAGCGACUUUCCAGAUCCGAUCAAGAUUGACAGCGAUGUUAACAGAUACGAUGGAUGUAAUUGUUAA
This is a messenger RNA of Paraglomus occultum, 216 nucleotides long. NCBI's taxonomy places the organism in Eukaryota, Fungi, Glomeromycota, Glomeromycetes, Paraglomerales, Paraglomeraceae. The record is from the annotation of a GenBank genome assembly.